Porites lobata is the source of this 32686-nucleotide messenger RNA. The record is from the annotation of a GenBank genome assembly. Lineage: Eukaryota; Metazoa; Cnidaria; Anthozoa; Scleractinia; Poritidae.
AUGGCGGUCGCGAAAACAAAAGUUUUAAGUCCUUUCUUUUGGAUAAUGUAUUUAAUUUGGACGCUAGAUUCUACACAAAAUUUUUAUAGAAAUAUCUGGGCUGUGAAAGUACGUGGAAGUCUACAGGACGCGAAGCAGUUGUCCUUCAAGCAUGGUUUCGUGUAUGACAAACAUGUGAGUUCUUCCACCCUAACUUUGGUUAAAUCUACUCAAAACCCAUUUUAUUAUCACCAUUGUAUCGCUGAAAAACGUAUUGCUAAAAAUGGGAACGCAUUAUGUACCAAGAACGGAAAUCUAGACAAGCCAAGACUUAAUCUACCACUAAAAGUGCUAUGACUUGAAACAGCGAAAAAAUGAAAUCGGGACAAACGACAAAUGAAUGGAUUUAAACUAUUACAGCGAUGAAGACAAGGACAACUACAGUUUUAAAAUACCGACAGAAAAAUAGUUUCCAUCUCAAUAUAUAUGUAAAACAAAGGGGGUGUAGUUACAACUUGGUGUUACGGUGCACGAAUUUAUGCUACUUAGUAUAUGCCAAUCUCUAUGUCAUAUAAUGAUAGUACCAUGGAGUCAUGGUUUCAUAGGUCUCGUGGUGUCAGUGGUUUCAUAGUUUCAUGUGUUUCGUGGUUUCAUAGGUUUAGUGGUGUUAAUAGGUUCAUGGUUUCAUAGGUUUCGUGGUGUUAAUGGUUUCGUAGUUUCAUGGGUUUCGUGGUGUCAAUGCUUUCAUGGUUUCAUAGGUUUCGUGGUGUCAAUGGUUUCAUGGUUUCAUAGGUUUCGUGGUGUCAAUGGUUUCAUGGUUUCAUAGGUUUCGUGGCGUCCAUGGUUUCAUGGUCUCAUAGGUUUCGUGGUGUCAAUGGUUUCAUGGUUUCAUACGUUUCGUGGUGUCUAUGGUUUCAUGGUUUCUUAGGUUUCGUGGUGUCAAUGGCUUCAUGGUUUCAUAGGUUUUGUGGUGUCAAUAGUUUCAUGGUUUCAUAGUUUUCGUGGUGUCAAUGGUUUCAUGGUUUCAUAGGUUUCGUGGUGUCAAUGGUUUCAUGGUUUCUUAGGUUUCGUGGUGUCAAUGGUUUCAUGAUUUGAUGUGUUUGGUGGUUUCAUAUGUUUCCUGGUUUCUAUGGUUUCAUGGUUUCAUAGGUUUCGUGGUGUCAAGGGUUUUAUGGUUUCAUAAGUUUCGUGGUGUCAACGGUUUCAUAGCUUCAUGGUUUCAUGGUUUCAUGGGUUUCGUGGUGUCGAUAGUUUCAUAGCUUUUGUGAUGUCAAUGGUUUCAUGGUUUCAUAGGUUUCGUGGUGUCAAUGGUUUCAUGGUUUCAUAGGUUUCGUGGUGUCCGUGGUUUCAUGGUUUCGUAGGUUUCGUAGUGUCAGUGGUUUCAUGGUUUCAUAGGUUUCGUGGUGUCAAUGGUUUCAUGGUUUCAUAGGUUUCGUGGUGUCAAUAGUUUCAUGGUUUCAAAGCUUUCGUGGUGUCAAUGGUUUCAUGGUUUCAUAGGUUUCGUGGUGUCUAUGGUUUCAUGGUUUCUUAGGUUUCGUGGUGUCAAUGGUUUCAUGAUUUGAUGUGUUUGGUGGUUUCAUAUGUUUCGUGGUUUCUAUGGUUUCAUGGUUUCAUAGGUUUCGUGGUGUAAGGGGUUUUAUGGUUUCAUAAGUUUCGUGGUGUUAAUGGUUUCAUAGCUUCAUGGUUUCAUGGUUUCAUGGGUUUCGUGGUGUCAAUGGUUUCAUAGUUUCAUAGGUUUCGUGGUGUCCAUGGUUUCAUGGUUUCAUAGGUUUCGUGGUGUCAGUGGUUUCAUGGUUUCAUAGUUUUCGUGGUGUCAAUGGUUUCAUGGUUUCAUAGGUUUCGUGGUGUCAAUAGUUUCAUGGUUUCAUAGGUUUCGUGGUGUCAAUGGUUUCAUGGUUUCAUAGGUUUCCUGGUGUCUAUGGUUUCAUGGUUUCAUAGGUUUUGUGGUGUCAAUGGUUUCAUGGUUUCAUAGGUUUCCUGGUGUCUAUGGUUUCAUGGUUUCAUAGGUUUUGUGGUGUCAAUGGUUUCAUGGUUUCAUAGGUUUCCUGGUGUCUAUGGUUUCAUGGUUUCAUAGGUUUCGUGGUGUCAAUGGUUUCAUGGUUUCAUAGGUUUCGUGGUGUCAAUGGUUUCAUGGUUUCAUAGGUUUCCUGGUGUCUAUGGUUUCAUGGUUUCAUAGGUUUUGUGGUGUCAAUGGUUUCAUGGUUUCAUAGGUUUCCUGGUGUCUAUGGUUUCAUGGUUUCAUAGGUUUUGUGGUGUCAAUGGUUUCAUGGUUUCAUAGGUUUCGUGGUGACAAUGGUUUCAUGGUUUGAUAGGUUUCCUGGUGUCUAUGGUUUCAUGGUUUCAUAGGUUUCGUGGUGUCAAUGGUUUCAUGGUUUCAUAGGUUUCGUGGUGUCAAUGGUUUCAUGGUUUCAUAGGUUUCGUGGUGUCUAUGGUUUCAUGGUUUCAUAUGUCUCCUAGUCUCAAUGCUUUCAUAGAUUCAUGGGUUUCGUGGUUUCAAUUGUUUUAUGGUUUCAUAGGUUUCGUGGUGUCAAUAAUUUCAUGGUUUCAUAAGUUUCGCGGUGUCUAUGGUUUCAUGGUUUCAUAGGUCUCCUGGUGUCAAUGCUUUCAUAGAUUCAUGGGUUUCGUGGUGUCAAUUGUUUCAUGGUUUCAUAGGUUUCGUGGUGUCAAUAGUUUCAUGGUUUCAUAGGUUUCGUGGUGUCAAUGGUUUCAUGGUUUCAUAGGUUUCGUGGUGUCUAUGGUUUCAUGGUUUCAUAGGUUUUGUGAUGUCAAUGGUUUCAUGGUUUCAUAGGUUUCGUGGUGUCAAUUGUUUUAUGGUUUCAUAGGUUUCGUGGUGUCAAUAAUUUCAUGGUUUCAUAAGUUUCGCGGUGUCUAUGGUUUCAUGGUUUCAUAGGUCUCCUGGUGUCAAUGCUUUCAUAGAUUCAUGGGUUUCGUGGUGUCAAUUGUUUCAUGGUUUCAUAGGUUUCGUGGUGUCAAUAGUUUCAUGGUUUCAUAGGUUUCGUGGUGUCAAUGGUUUCAUGGUUUCAUAGGUUUCGUGGUGUCUAUGGUUUCAUGGUUUCAUAGGUUUCGUGGUGUCAAUGGUUUCAUGGUUUCAUAGGUUUCGUGGUGUCAAUGGUUUCAUGGUUUCAUAGGUUUCGUGGUGUCAAUGGUUUCAUGGUUUCAUAGGUUUCGUGGUGUCCAUGGUUUCAUGGUUUCUUAGGUUUCGUGGUGUCAAUGGUUUCAUGGUUUCAUAGGUUUCGUGGUGUCAAUGGUUUCAUGGUUUCAUAGGUUUCGUGGUGUCAAUAGUUUCAUGGUUUCAUAGGUUUCGUGGUGUCAAUAGUUUCAUGGUUUCAUAGGUUUCCUGGUGUCUAUGGUUUCAUGGUUUCAUAGGUUUCGUGGUGUCAAUGGUUUCAUGGUUUCAUAGGUUUCGUGGUGUCAAUGGUUUCAUGGUUUCAUAGGUUUCGUGGUGUGUAUGGUUUCAUGGUUUCAUAGGUUUCGUGGUGUCAAUGGUUUCAUGGUUUCUUAGGUUUCGUGGUGUCAAUGGUUUCAUGGUUUCAUAGGUUUCGUGGUGUCUAUGGUUUCAUGGUUUCAUAGGUCUCCUUGUGUCAAUGCUUUCAUAGUUUCAUGGGUUUCGUGGUGUCAAUGGUUUCAUGGUUUCAUAGGUUUCGUGGUGUCAAUAAUUUCAUGGUUUCAUAAGUUUCGUGGUGUCUAUGGUUUCAUGGUUUCAUAGGUCUCCUGGUGUCAAUGCUUUCAUAGAUUCAUGGGUUUCGUGGUGUCAAUUGUUUUAUGGUUUCAUAGGUUUCGUGGUGUCAAUAGUUUCAUGGUUUCAUAGGUUUCGUGGUGUCAAUGGUUUCAUGGUUUCAUAGGUUUCGUGGUGUCUAUGGUUUCAUGGUUUGAUAGGUUUCGUGGUGUCAAUGGUUUCAUGGUUUCUUAGGUUUCGUGGUGUCAAUGGUUUCAUGGUUUCAUUGGUUUCGUGGUGUCAAUGGUUUCAUGGUUUCAUAGGUUUCGUGGUGUCUAUGGUUUCAUGGUUUCAUAGGUUUCGUGGUGUCAAUGGUUUCAUGGUUUCAUAGGUUUCGUGGUGUCAAUGGUUUCAUGGUUUCUUAGGUUUCGUGGUGUCAAUGGUUUCAUGAUUUGAAGUGUUUGGUGGUUUCAUAUGUUUCGUGGUUUCUUUGGUUUCAUGGUUUCAUAGGUUUCGUGGUGUAAAGGGUUUCAUGGUUUCAUGGGUUUCGUGGUGUUAAUGGUGUCAUAGCUUCAUGGUUUCAUGGUUUCAUGGGUUUCGUGGUGUCGAUAGUUUCAUAGGUUUUGUGGUGUCAAUGGUUUCAUGGUUUCAUAGGUUUCAUGGGUUUCAUGGUUUCAUAGGUUUCGUGGUGUCAAUGGUUUUAUAGGUUUCAUGGUUUCAUAGGUUUCGUGGUGUCAAUAGUUUCAUAGGUUUCAUGGUUUCAUAGGUUUCGUUGUGUCAAAGGUUUGGUGGUUUCAUGGAUUUCGUGGUGUCAAAGGUUUGGUGGUUUCAUAGGUUUCACAGUUUCAUGGGUUUCAUGGUUUCAAAGGUUUCAUAGUUAUAGGUUUCACAGUUUCAUGGGUUCCGUGGUUUUAUAGGCUUCGUGGUGUCAAAGGUUUGAUGCAUAGUUUCUUAGGUUUGAUAGUUUCAUGGGUUUCAUGGUUUCAUAGGUUUCGUGGUGUCAAUGGUUCCAUAGAUUUCGUGGUGUCAAGGGUUUCUUUUUUUCAUAGGCUUCGUGGUGUGAAAGGUUUCAUGGGUCUCGUGGUUUCAAUGGUUUCAUAGUGUCAUGCUUAAUUGAAAAUAGUUAUUUCUCGUAUGCAGGUUUCUUUUGUUUAAACAUAUUGUUUUCGUAGGAGGCGACUACGUAACUUUUAUUGCUGUUGUUUGUAAUUUUGUUGUUCGUUAUAAUACUAAUUCUGUAAAAUAUUCAUUUCUCAUCAGGAUCUAUUGUAAACCGUUAAACGUUAAUUGUUAAUUACUAGAUUUUUCACAGUAGCUUUUAUUUGCGACACCUUGCGUUUGGAUAGGAUUUGCAAGUCGUAGGUAUUAAGAAGGGGCCACGUUGCUGGAAAGUUAGCACGGAGGGUGCGUUCAAGAGAUUAAGAGAUAAACUUUUAAAAGCUCACGCACUACUGAAAUCCUUCAGUAGAGGCGUUCCUGAUUCACGGCAAAGAAGUCAUUUUUCGGGGGAGAGCAAACAGAAGUGCUGUAAAAGUUGACAGGGCAGGAAUACGGAACGCCAAUACGGAGUACGGACAAGUACUUUGGUGAUCGAAAAAAUUUCUCCAAGAACGGUUGCAGAUUCAACCAUAUUGAACCAGAGAACAGCAGAGUGGGAGAUAAAAGCAAGUUUGUUUCAUUCCUUCUACCUUUUCUUUCUUUGACUUCCACAGCUUCCACCGUCCGCAGCAUUAAAUAAAGGUUUUUCCAACAAGCCCACUUAUGUCAAACUUACAUCCUUCAACUGCUCCAUGUUUUUAAGUUCCUGUCAGUUUCAUAGUUGUAAUUACUUUUCUAGCCCUUGCAGCGGCAGUUAGUGAUAUUGUUGGAUUCUCUCUACUUAUACAUUACAAACAGUUUUUUGAGUAGUUUUCAAAAAAGCGCUGUCGGUAAAAUAUAAACUAAAAGUGAUGCGCUCUAGUUUUUAUCUAUGGGGCGUUGCGAGAGUUCAUUUGACAUGACAGCCUGUCAAGCCCUGGUCCAAUCACAGUUUCAAUAAAAAAAAAUCAACCAAUCAAAGUGCUUGUUUACGUCGUUCGCACGUGCGCUCACUUCUUGUUUGUUUGUUUCUUUUUUUCUCUCCCAACAUGUUAGAGAUGUAAAAAAAUAAUCAGAGGAUUAUAAUUUCACAUUUAAAUGUUUCUUUCUCUCAGCCACGGGCAUUAUCCUUCGAUAUACUAGCCGCCGGAAGAGGUUCAUUUACUAAAUUAUCCAUGAAAUUAACAAACCCAAUAAACCAUACCAUGAAACUACAAAACCUUUGAAACAACGAUAUAUAUGAAACCACGAAACCGGUGGAACCAAGAAACCCAUGGUGGACGGUAACUUAGUAUUUUCAAAUGACACCAUGGACAGAACUAUAAUACCAUGAAACCCUUGACAUCUAGCCUCCCCGUAGACGUCCUCUGGGAUUCGCUCGUCACGCGUUUAUUUCUCCCCCACAGACGUCUGCUAAACACAGCCGACAUUUACGUUCUUUUUUGUUUCAAUAAGCCACUAAGCCGUUAGUUAUUGUGUCACGAUCAGCCAGUAACGAGCUGUGAUACAAGUGAAACGGCACCUACGAAUUAUUUCUCGUUUUGUUAGAGGAACAUUUAUUCCAUGCGCAUGCAUGGAUGAGACUCCGAAGAAAGUUAUAAGAAGCGAAUUUUUUUUGUUUUCUUUGUAGCUGUAAUUUAGGAAAGGACUAAGUUCGUGUGUUUGCAAAAAGCGCAGUCGACAUCGCAAGGCUCAUCAAACGUGCUCUGGACGUUGAUGUGCCUUUGUGUACGUCAAAUUAAUUUUUUAUUUGCACAGCUGUCUUCCACCUGAGACGACUCAAACGUUUUGAAAAAAUCACAGUAAUGAUGCAAUAGAGCCAUAACAGGCCAGAGCCCCGAUUUUAAGUACUAGGCGACUUUGAAAGACGCGUGCAUCACAUAUUUGUGGCGGAUUAGAAUGCCGGCUUGGUUAGAGGCCCUUUGUUUAAAACAUGGCGGGAUACUCGCAGCUUAAGGCAAGCAUGUGCCUUGUAGCUGUCAACAUAAUACUUUUUAAUUACAUUCUGUCAUAGUUAACAAAACCCGAUCCAUGUUUUAUUGAAAGUAAUUGUACAAAUCUGGUACCAGACAAACCGCUUUUAAAAAACAAAACAACAAAACUGGUUUAUGGUUAUUUCUCAUUAAUUUCACUUAUCACAAAAAAUAUUUACUUUUAUCAGUUUUCCCGUUUCUUUCAAAACGUUCUUCAUUUCCGGGCGUUUCACUGUAGUCAAUGAAAGACACGUUUUAUCGGUCUUCUUUUACGCGGGAAUAUCAAAAUUUCCAUCUUUCAAAACGCGAUGAACCAAAGCUUGCAGGGUACCAAAGCGCCAAAGGCGCGCGAUGCAGUCCCGGUGUUUUGUGAGCACCCGUUAAGAAUAUUGAACGCCAAAACUAUCAAGUUUUGGUACAGCGAGAGGCAGCUAGUUUCUGUAUCCAAAGGUUAGUGCAUGGACAGGCUAUCGAAAGAAAAUAAAAGGGAUGCUUGCCCAAUGGAUAGUAGGCCUAACUACGCAAAUAAAUGUCUCAUUGCAUCCUUGUCUGCGAGGUUAGAACUAAAUUUACACUCUAGAAUACAUUACACAACCCAAUCCUCAACACUUUGCAAGUAGAAUUGGCGAUCAGUGUGGGUAAUUUAUAUUUCUAAGGGACGUCCGUCGCACAAAGGCUUAACGCGGGGGGGGUAGUCAAUGACUGACAUAAGAGUUUCCUCACAAUCAACCCAGUUAGAGCGCGAUAAUGUGCGCGUGAACUUUGCCUACAACUGGCAAUAAGCUGAAUAAACCGGAAGCUCAACACCAUGAAUAAGUUACUAAAUUAUAUCGCUCAGGUUUUUUUUUCUUUUUUUUCAAGUACCGGAGGGGUUUUUCGCGCAUUCUGUAGCGCAGUUUGGCAGUGAUAUACCGAGCAUCAGACAGGUAACGCGCCGAAGCCACCAUUUUACUCUUCUUCUACCAAACAGUUUUCCAGCAAUGGUGUUAGUACUGGUCCCGUUGCCGAAACCUUGCACGAGCAAGAUACGGUAAUCGAGAGUCGAGAAUCGAGAAUCGAUAUUGUACUCGGGACAAGAAAAGGUCGCCGUCCAAGGAACAACUGAUGCAAUGCAACAUCUUCAAGCUGCUGAGAAUAGCCAAUUCUGGAUUACAAGCAGUGAAGAAACUCCUGAGAAGCGUCCAAAUUAUAAAGGAACUUUGGAGGCCAGUCAGCCACGGUGAUUGUCGCAUCACGUUAAAACUAGAAUAAAUUUGUUAGCCUGGUCUUGUCUUUGCCACGAAUCACGUAAAACUAUAAAGAAGGUACCACUAUGAACUCUGGAAAAUGAAAAUUAAAUAAUACUGUGGUUGACGACUGACAGUUUAAAAGAGAGACAACCUUCACCUCAGAAUCUUGGGCGCGCCGCCUGUAAGCUCUCAGGUAGAGGGUAGCCCCGUAAUUAAUUUGGCCUAUUUCAAAAAUAAAUGACACUACAAAAAUUACCUACAAUAAUAAUUUGGAUAAAUGACCGACAUUUCAAAAGAGAGACUACCAUCACCUCAGAAUCUUGGUCGCGCCGCCUGUAAGCUCUGAGGGAGAGGGUAGCCCCAUAAUUUGGCCUAUUUCGAAACAAAGGACAGUACAAAGAUGACCUACAAUAAUAAUUUGGAUAAUGACCAAUAUUUCAAAAGAGAGACUACCAUCACCUCAGAAUCUUGGGCGCGCCGCCUGUAAGCUCUGAGGGAGAGGGUAGCCCCAUAAUUUGGCCUAUUUCAGAAACAAAUGACACUACAAAAAUCAUCUACAAAAGUAUUUGGAUUAUGACGGACAUUUCAAAAGAGAGACUACCUUCACCUCAGAAUCUUGGACGCGCCGCUUGUAAGCUCUGAGGGAGAGGGUAGCCCUAUAAUUUGGCCUAUUAAGUAAAAAACAAGUAACAAUACGAAGGUAACCCGUAAUAAUUAUUUUUGGAUUAUGAUUGACAUUUCAAGGAGGCUAAAAUGACUGAUAUAGAAACCAUACUGUAUCUGUGACGCUGAUUAUACAGAUCGCCCAAGCGAACGCGAAGAUGUUGAAGUGGAAGCUAGAAUAUCUGGAGUAAUCCAGCGUCUUGGGCUCCUGCCAGCGAAUAAGAAUUUUGGCGGAAUUUCGACAGUGCUUGGCGGGCUUUUUGGAGAGUGAUUUGUCACUGGAGGCACAUGGACGCUUACAUCGUCUUAAGCCAGAGAAAAAAGACUUGAAUCCUUCGCCGUUUGAUAAAAAAGGUCGUCCAUUGAAUCAGAUAAUCGGCUUUGCUGUUCCUCAAGGAGAUUUGAAGUAGAGCUCGCGCUCUCGCAUUCGUUUACACCGGCGACUAUAAAAUGUGCAUUGUUGACGGCUUUUCUCAAACGUUCAAAUAGAGAAGAUUUAAAAAUUUCUUUGGUCAGGGUCUUUUCCACGCAGAGUUCCUUCCAAACCAGAGAAAGAUGUGCCAGCAGAGAGUGUAUUCCUACAUGUGGCUCCACAGUAAAAAAUUGAUACGCCGACUCGCCGUUUUCGCUUCGAAGGUCACCAAUGUUGACACGGCAUACUACUCUUGAAAGAAGUUAAAUAAGCCAUGGGAACACUAUUUUCUUAAAAGAGAGCACUUGAAAAGCCUUUGAAAGCGUAUCAAGCCUAUUUGAAUCCAAAUGCGGCGAGAAAACUGUAGUUAUCAAUUGCGAAGCCAGCCGCGAAGGUCGACUUCGACCGUGAAAUGAAUUUAUAAUCCCAAAUAGUCUGAUCAAAUUUCGCGUUUCCUUGAGAUGUCUGGUUCAUUUAAUCAGAAGUACAAAGUUCCUUGACAGGCAACGUGUCCGGCGCUCUUCAAAGGUGUCUGGAGGAAUGCUUAAAACUAAUUACGAAAGUAACGCUUGUCUGUUAUUGGAAACCGAUCUGCGGUGGUUGCUGUGGAGAUUAGGCCUCCUCCUGCGCGUACUAAAAUCGGGGCUCUGGCCUGUUAUGCUAGUCAACUGUAUAGUUUUUUGGGAAGUUGUUGUAAGGAUAAAAUAGUCUGCUUUUCUUUGAAAGACUUCAGACAACAGUCUCCUACACGAGCGCGGAGCGGUUUUCAGCACGGUCAAUAUCAAUUACUAUUAAAUCUGUAUAUAUUCGAAGUAAUAAAAAAAGAGAACUUGUAAACUUGUAUAGGGAAGAUUUUCAAAGCAUUCUUCGAAAACAAAGGCCGUUUCCUUUUUUUGCGAAUGUAAUUCCACCAAGGUCAUGGGUCGCGGACCAAGGACUUAAACCAAGGAAUUAAACUAUCAAGGUUCAAUAGAAACGGUGGAGUCCUUCCUCACACAAAGCCUGUGGUAUAAUUCUUUGAUUAGAGUUAUGGACAAACUGGUCUUCUAUAAAAGUUGGUAUCAAAUGGGCAUUUCUCAGGUGAAUCAAAUCGUUAAGGAAAAACCAAGUACUUUUUUCUUGUCACCAACAGAAUUUGAAAAAAAAGUAUCAGACAAAGGUUUGCCCUUUGACAUUCUAUGGAAUGACAUCUACCCUCCGAGAGCUCUGGAAAAAUCAAAAAACUACCAAAUGUACCACUAAACUGUAAAGAACAAGAGUCUUUCACAACCGCCUUUUUAAAAUCGAAAAAGCCCAGCAGACUAGCUUAUCAAAAACUGGUGGAAUUAAAAUGUAACUAUAAAAUUUCUAGUCAGGAGAAAUGGAGCAAAGUUUUCCCAGAAGCUCGUGAUUUAAUCUGGCAAAACUCAUAUAUGACCGCUUUUAAAUGUACCAAAAGCACCAAACUGACUGAAUUUCAGUUUAGAUUCCUUCAUCAAACUUUGGCAACAAACGUAUCUUUAGUCAAAAUGGGAUACAAAGAUGACAUUAGAUGUUCACUUUGCCAUGAAGAAGCGGAAAACUCUGGUUCUGCAGCAAAAUAGAACUUUUCUGGAAACACCUUAUUGCCUUUCUAACGGAUCGCAAACUUUUAUCCAACGACUAUCUCCUUAACAGUCUUGUCGUCUUGGGUCCGAUGCCUGAUACUUCCAAAAACAAAGCCGCAGUUAACUUCGUUCUGUUACUUGCGAGAUUCUACAUUUGGCUUUGCAGAAGCAAAAGAAAUAUUCCAACUAUUGAAAAUUUUAAGCCUUUUUUAAAACAACAUAAUAAAGAAAUUGAACCUUUCCCUCUUUAGUAAUCUUUUAUCAGUUUGGGGUCUCUCGCUCUUUUUACACUUUCCUUCCUGCCAGACAUUUCCUUCCUAUUUUCUUCGCUUCAACAUUCAAAGCAUAUAAAGCUAAUUUUCAGUGAAUCAGCAGAGAAAAUAUCUUUAAUCUCUUUUUUCUCCUUUGAGUUAAAACUACAGUUAACUAAAAUUUACCAUACUUUCCCGCCCCCUUUAUUUUCUGGUUUUUGUAGCGUAUGUAAUCCGUAUUGUAAGUAGUGCAAGUAGCUGUUAUAUAUAUGUAAAGCGUGGAGUAUAGCACUGUUACCAGUGUACGUAUCUCAUUGUAAGUAAGUAUUGCAAGUUUUGUAUCGUAAGUAGAGUAUAGUAUUGUUCGUAGCGUAAGUAUCUCACAUUGUAAAUAAGUAUUGUUUUGCAAGUAGAGUAUAGUUUUGUUAGUAGCUUAAGUAACAUACAUUGUUUGUAAGUAAGUAUUGUAAGUAAGUACUUUGUAAUUUCAAGUGUUUUAAAUAAAUUAAAUUGAAUUUAAAAAAUACAUAUCACUGAGCACUACAGCAGGAAUACAAAUAUUUUCCAGCUUUGUAGCUUGAUCUUUCAUAAGAUUUACCAGGGGCGAAACAACAACAAUAAUGUCCAGGAGUUCCAAGCAGUGUCGCAAACAAGCGGCAAAGCUUGAUAGAUAAGGGAUUUACCAAAUCCCGUCGGCAAAUUUAUGAACUCAUCGGUCUUCUCUAUAAAAUUUGCAGGAUAGCGUCUCUCUGAUACUUGUUUAACUCUGCAUUCAUUACAAAUUUCUCGCACACCCGAUCAAAAGCCUCACUGAUCGGUGAACGUAAAUGUCGGCUGUGUUUAGCAGACGUCCGUGGGGGAGAAAUGAACGCGUGACGAACAAACCCCAAAAGACGUCUGAGGGGAGGCUACUUGACACCAAGAGGCCUAUGAAACCAUGAAACCUCUGACACCAUGAACCCCAUGAAACCACGAGACCUUUGACACCAUAAAACCUACGAAACCAAGAAAUCAUUGACACCACGAAACCUAUGAAACCAUGAGACCCUUCACACCACGAAACCUAUGAAAUCAUGAAACCAUUGACACCACGAAACCUAUGAAACCAAAAACAUGAGAAAAUGAAACCAUCUACAUCACGAAACCUAUGAAACCAUGAAACCAUUGACACCACGAAACCUAAAAAACCACGAAACCAUGGACACCACGAAACCUAUGAAACCAUGAAACCAUAGAAACCACGAAACCUAGGAAACCAUGAAACACAUGAAACUAUGAAACCAUUGACACCAGGUAACCUAUGAAACCACGAAACCUAUGGAACCAUGAAACCAUUGACACCACGAAACCUAUGAAACCAUGAAACCAUUGACACCACGAAACCUAUGAAACCAUGAAACCAUUGACACCACGAAACCUAUGAAACCACGAAACCAUCGACACCACGAAACCAUUGACACCACGAAACCUAUGAAACCAUGAAACCAUUGACACCACGAAACCUAUGAAACCAUGAAACCCUUGACACCACGAAACCUACGAAACCAUGAAACCAUAGAAACCAAGAAACCUAUGAAACCACGAAACACAUGAAACUAUGAAACCAUUGACACCAGGAAACCUAUGAAACCACGAAACCUAUGAAACCAUGAAACCAUUGACACCACGAAACCUAUGAAACCAUGAAACCAUUGGCACCAGGAAACCUAUGAAACCACGAAACCUAUGAAACCAUGAAACCAUGGACACCACGAAACCUAUGAAACCAUGAAACCAGUGACACCACGAAAUCUAUGAAACCAUGAAACCAUUGACACCACGAAACCUAUGAAACAAUGAAACCAUUGACACCACAAAACCUAAGAAACCAUGAAACCAUUGACACCACGAAACCUAUGAAACCAUGAAACCAUUGACACCACGAAACCUAUGAAACCAUGAAACCAUUGACACCACGAAACCUAUGAAACCAUGAAACCAUGGACACCACGAAACCUAUGAAACCAUGAAACCAUGGACACCACGAAACUUAUGAAACCAUGUAUCCAUUGACACCACCAAACACAUUAAACCAUUGACGCCAGGAAACCUAUGAAACCAUGAAACCCUUGACACCACGAAACCUAUGAAACCAUGAAACCAUUGACACCACGAAACCUAUGAAACCAUGAAACCAUUGACACCACGAAACCCAAGAAACCAUGAAGCCAUUGACACCACGAAACCUAUGAAACCAUGAAACUAUUGACACCACGGGACCUAUGAAACCAUGAAACUAUUGACACCACGAAACCUAUGAAACCAUGAAACCAUGGACACCACGAAACCUAUGAAACCAUGAAACCAUUGACACCACGAAACCUAUGAAACCAUGAAACUAUUGACACCACGGGACCUAUGAAACCAUGAAACUAUUGACACCAGGAAACCUAUGAAACCAUGAAACCAUGGACACCACGAAACCUAUGAAACCAUGAAACCAUUGACACCACGAAACUUAUGAAACCAUGAAACCAUUGACACUACGAAACCUAUGAAACCAUGUAUCCAUUGACACCACCAAACACGUGAAACCAUUGACGCCAGGAAACCUAUGAAACCAUGAAACCAUGGACACGACGAAACCUAUGAAACCAUGAAACCACUGACACCACGAAACCUAAGAAACCAUGAAACCAUUGACACCACGAAACCUAAAAACCCAUGAAACCAUUGACACCACGAAACCCAUGAAACUAUGAAACCAUUGACACCACGAAACCUAUGAAACCAUGAAACUAUUGACACCACUAAACCUAUGAAACCACGAAACACAUGAAACUAUGAAACCACUGACACCACGAGACCUAUGAAACCAUGACUCCAUGAUACUAUCAUUAUAUGUCAUAGACAUUGGCAUAUACUAAUUAGCAUAAAUUCGUGCACCGUAACACCAAGUAAUAACAGGGUGUCCGGUCGUUUCACUGCUUCAUGAAGUUGAUUCGCUGCAAAGCGUUUUUUGUUUCACCGCAUCAUGAAAUAGAUCCCUUUCAUAAUAAUAGCUGAGUUGCUUGAAAGUAAAAGGGAAAGGAAUUAACCACUUGUUUCAGCAGCCGAAUCGUGGGGAAGGAACGCAUAACGAAGCCCUAAGAACUUCUGCAUGUGGGGCUAGGAGGGUGGUAGAACAAGAUUUUUGUAGGAAUUUCUAGCCAAAGUUACUUAUUUUCUCUGGCCUGUUUGACUGAAUGUCAUUGUUUCACUUCCCUCUGUGCAAGUUAGGUGUCAAAGGUGCUAUUGUAGGGAUAUAGCCAAUAACAUCACAGCUUAACUGACAGAUGACCUAUAACAACGCAACUUGAUUGACCAAUCAGGUAAAUAGCCAGAGUUUAUGACCAAUCAACUGACGCGAUACAACUCACUUUGACUCUCAAAAUGUCUACCGCACAGGUUGUUGAAACAUCAGUCACUGUCAGGAUUAUGCUCAGCCAGACAGUCAUGCUUCACUUACUUAUGAAAUGACUCCUGGGUUCAAAUCUUUCAAAUUGUCAGGGGCCUGUUUGUUUGAGGUGUGAAUUUAACGUAAAUAAUUUACAAUACAUGACAUUUACUGAAAUAUAUUUGACUGAACUGUUCUCAGCUUUUUGAGGACUAUCACAUUAUUAAAAGACCAGAAUUAGAGGAAACACCAGAAAAGACUGCUGAGUCAGUGGAUAUUGACAGAGUAUUAGAUGAUGAACCAAAGGUAAGGUCCAACAUUUGCAGUAAUAAUAACAAGUAACUUUGCUUCCCCCUUAUUUAGCCUAGGCAGGUAUGUCCUGCUGACCAGAUGGUAUUUUUAAUACAUGUCAGUUGGUGAAAAAUACUUUUCAUAAUUAUAGUGUAAUAUAGCUGAACUGACAGGAUUUAGAGUGCGUCAGACCAUCCAAUUUUUCUUUAGUACAUGUAAUGAUUUUCACUUAAUUUUUUUUCAGAUUGAGUGGUUUACGCAACAGAAAGAGAAAAGUUAUCAACUUUUGUCUCCAAGAUUUAAUGAUCUUUUGUUUGAGGAACAAUGGUACCUCGUAAGUCACUCACUUUUCUGUUUAUUUUCAGCUCUUGUAAAGAAAGUAAGAUAUUUCAUUGAUUUAUUACAGCCCAAAUUAGCCAUCAUCUGGGUAACAAAACUGAAGCCGACGGUUCACUUAUUUUACAUCCCUGGGCAAAAAUUGUUCAAGCAAAGUGAAUAGGCUUUGCAAUUGAACAGCUCAAAAUCAGCUAUUUGUUUUUUCUCAAAGGCAUGAUUUUUUCCCUUUUAUAGACAAGACCACAGAAUCCUACUUUCAACAUCACUUCUGUCUGGCCCGCAUACACAGGAAGAGGAAUGUUGGUGGCAGUAGUUGAUAAUGGAGUUGAUGGAAAUCAUCCUGAACUUUCUUCAAACUAUGUAAUGAUUUCAAUAUUAUUUUUAUAUUUACUCUAGUUUAGAAAGUUCAUAGUAACUUUUCUUUGUCAUCAUUAAAAUUGAUGAUUGAUGUCACGUCCCAGUGAAACUGAAACACGUGUUUAUGUUUUGUUUUUACACUUUACAGUAAACACCCGCAUUUAUAUAAGAACACACGAUUUCGGGGUUCAGGCUGAUCUAGUAGUAGUAUAGGAGGAAUGUUUUACUCCACUUUUUUGAAGUGGAAUCUCAUUAGUUUGAUGUGGCAUAAAUUAACGCCAAUGACGUCAUACAUCUCAUUAACAUAGGAUGAUGUCAUAGUUAAUUUAAGUUGGCUAUGAGCAAGUGACGGUUUUUUACGCUGGAAUUUCAUUAACUUGCGCAGGAAUGCUUUAACGCCUAUGACGUCAUAGCCUUUUGUCUUUAUCUCAUGAAUAAAAUGCGCAGGAAUCUCAGAAAGAUAAGGUCAUGUGCCAUUUAUAGAUGGAUGAUGUCAUUGCCUUUUGUCUUCAUCUCAUGAGUUAAAUACACUGGAAUCUCCUUAUUUUCCCUUCUGUGAAAGGGGGAAUUUCAUAUAUCCCAGGAUGCAUCGCUUUAUACUAUAUUAUCAAGAUUCCGAACGCACGUGAUCCUAUCAGUUCAACAGGGACGUGACAGUUGAACAACGGUGGAAAGCGACUUGUUUUGCCGAUAAAACCUUCCGUACCUUUGCUGUGUCGAUCUAUUUACGAUUUUCGUUUUACUGUUCCAAAUAUAUCUCUUGUUAAGUCAAAGUAACUAGCCUUACGAUAGCAAGGCAGUCCACGCAAAUGUUUUUAGAAGUAGAAGCUUAGUAGCAAGGAAGGUCUUUGCUUCAGUACGUCCUGUUUUAACGUGCGUUGAUAAAGCUUUCCAUGGAUUAACAAACGAUUUCCACGUACUUGUCUUGAAAUAAAUACAUAUUCUAGGUGUGAGAUUUCUCUUCGUUGCUUGUUUGUGAUCGUGGUGCUCAUAUUGUCAGUUCAAUAAUUCAUCCAUGCAGAACAUUAACCGUACGCGGUACGGUGACCGUACAUGCUUUUACUUCAACAAGCUCGGCUUAUGCAGUCGAAAAUACCGAGACCGUUAAAGUACAAAGUGACCUCUGUCGCCAACAAACAGUAAAAAUAACAAAGACAUCUCUAUAUUUUUCGCAACGCAACGCCAGCUAAGGAUCAUUGUCAAACGUAAACAGAAAAAAGCCUUAUUAAGAAGUGGCAGAAUACAUAUACAAAAACACCCACUUCUUCACUACAAUGGAUCCUAAAGGAAUUAUCAAACUGUCUUUAAAGGUUUAUAUGCCGGUUGAGGUCCUACGGCAUGCUAUUCCAUGACAUUUGCUGGCCUGAAUAUUUCAAGUUCGCCACGCGCUGUUGCGACCGGAAGCCACCAUAAAAAACCAAUUUUACCUAAAAUAAUGAGACAGACCCUUCUCCCAUAGUAGAAACCCCAUCACAACAAGGCCCGAAGCGCAAAAGGCGUCGGAUUCAAUUUGUACAUUAUUUGGAUGAUCAUAAAGCUCAUGGCAAACAGCUGAGGAAACGUUGGCAUAAGAAAUUCAAACCUUACACGUACUCCAUGGGCGAAGAAGAUGAAGAUUAAUUAAAUUCCAUCCGCUUGAAAUCGCUGUGUAGUUGACUCUUUUUGUCAUUGGUUUUUAAUAAAGUUUUUAAAACGGUAUCUCUUGUCUUGUCAAUUUAUUUGUCGCGUGUUUUAAUUGAUCCAUGAUAAGUUAUUUUAAAUUGUUUUUAUACUAAUAACAAGGUCACGGUUUUCCCAUGGGGUUUUUCCUUGUAGAACUAAUUUGUAUUCAACUUUGGGCUUGUGAACUCGCAUAAUUAACUGAAUAACCGUAACUCCAUAUUGUAAAAGUGUUUUGGUGAUAUAUCCGAUUUUUUUAGCGCUAAAUAAGAUAUAGUAAGCCGUUCCUCGCGUUGCUAGGCGAUCGCUUUCUUACCCCAUUUCUCUUUUAAUAGACGUUUAAACCGGGCUCAAGUUACUUACCGGGCAAGUCUAGGCAAGCCUAUUGUUUCUAUUGUAUGAGAAAUACACAGAAGGGAAAAUAAUGAGUUUCCUGCGUAUUUUACUCAUGAGAUAAAGACAAAAGGCAAUGACAUCAUCCAUUUAAAAAUAGCACGUGACCUUAUCUUUAUGAGAUUCCUGCGCAUUUUAUUCAUGAGAUAAAGACAAAAGGUUAUGACAUCAUUGGCAUUAAUGUAUUCCUGCGCAAGGUAAUGAAAUUCCUGCGCAAAAAACCGUCACUUGCUCAUAGCCAACUUAAAAUAUACUAUGACAUCAUCGUAUCCUAAUGAGGCGUAUGACGUCAUUGGCAUUAAUUUAUGCGCCUUCAAACUAAUGAGAUUCCACUUCAAAAAAGUGGAGUAAAACAUCCCUCCUAUACUACUUCUUGUUCUUAUUUAUUGGGCGCUUAGUAAGAAAACAGCAUGAAGAUGUUCUUAAUGUUUCCUUAAACUUUGUCUCAGAAAUACAACACAUAAGAUGUUACCAGUUUUUUUUGUUAGCAUAUUUUAUUAUAAAUAAAUAAGCAAGUAAGUAAACAAAAAUCCUAAAGACAACCCGACUGUUAUAAUUGUAACCAUAGUUAUAUAAGAACAUGUUUUGUUUAUCAAGCUAAACUGGUUCUUCUAUAUGGUGCUUUAUGGGCCAAAUUUCAUCCUGAUGUUCUUAAUUCAUUUGUUCUUAUACGCGGGCGGCGGGUGUUUACUGUACUUCAUAUGCAAACUGCUACGCACAGAUUCCAUGUUGAAGGACUUGAAGUAUAUACGAAGAAUUAUUAUAAAAUAACUAAGAUAGUACGCGCUCUGAUUAGCCGAGAGGAGUGUUUGCAUGAGAGUAUGUAAACAUGGUUGUGGCGUCAAGAUGUUUUGCUUUUCACGUGCUAAUCACCCAAGCACAAAUUUGAAAAAAUUUUCAAGUUCAAAACUCGACAAGUUUACUUUAUUUACCCAUUCCUUCGUCGGCUGAAACUUUGAAAUCGUUACAAAGAAGGUGUGUCAAUUUUUUUUCUCUUAAGCUGACAUUUUAAGCGAGAAAAAUCCGUAUUUUCGAAAGAAUCUUUUUGCAAAACAAGAACUGAUUACGAGAGCAAGACUUCGUGUAUAGAGUGUUUUCACAUGACGUCACGGCGUCCAUAUUGGUGUCCCAAAACAAUGAAACGGUGGCCAUGUUGGUGUCCCAAACCAGUCUUGUGGGAGUUGAACUCUUUUCUUAUGUAAACGCUUUCUUUUGUUCCAAUAAAUUUGCAUAUAUCCUGGCCACGUGAGUGAAAACACUCUAUAAGACUUUGCGACUGGUAAGAAUUUCUCUUUUAAUCAGUACCAUAACAAAGAGUUUGCGUUUUUUCUCGGGAAAGUUAUUUUAUAAAAGCAAUCGAAAACUUUUUUCCUGUGUUUGCAUAGCCUGAUAUGAACACUCGAGGGAUUGGGAGAAUUCUCGACAGUUACGCAAAGCCUCGACUUCGUCUCGGGUUUGCAUGACUGUCUUGAAUUCUCCCAACCCCUCUCGUGUCUAUAUCAGGCUAUGCUGACACGGAAAACAUUUUCUAUGGCUUAACUAUGGGGCUUUCAUCCAGGCCUGGGGGCUUUGAUUUGGGCGAUCCCGCAGCUAUUUGAAAAAGUGUCUUUGAUUAGCUGGGAAAACAAUAGGGAUUGUCACACAACAAUGCCCCUAUCCCUGAAAAGGGGACCAGUAAAAUAAGAGGUUAAGAACGGUGCAGGUGCCCGUUUCUCGAAAGUCCCGAUAAUUAACGGGCCCGGUAAGCUGUCUCCGUUUACAGUAAAGAUCGAGGUUUCAAUAGUUUUGCAUCUAACAUGAUCAAACUGUCAGUUAAUGAAACUAAAUGGAGUAGUUUUGCUAGCCAGGACCCGCGCUCUUAUUCUUUAUAUUUCGAUUUGAAUAUUUGAUUUCGGGUCCGUAAAGUUACCGGGACUUUCGAGAAACGGGCCCCAGGUCUACUGUGGGAUUUCUCAGGGCUAUUAAGAUUUGAAGCCAGGCCACUUAAAAAGCAAUACACCGACCUUAUCUGGAAAGUUGAAAUCUCAGGGUUUUUUCUAUUUUUAUUCCCCUGCCCUCUUCAAAAUAGUGAGAGCCAAGAUCAACGUAUCAGAUUUUGGUUUUAUAUGCCGCUGCAAUUUAUAGCAAGAAAAUCAUUCACGUUUUGAUUGAUUUGUUCAGUCACUCUAUAGAGUAUUUAAAAGUGCCUGCAACUCGGUCUGAUUAAUAGCUGACCAAAGGUGCUACUACUUUGCAAUUCUAUCAAUCAGAGUCAAAUUUCUAAGUAAACAUAUUAUUCAUGAUGUCAAUAUUCUUGUAUUCAUAUUUUUAACCGCGGUAAGACUAUCUCUGUCGAUGGAGCGCUUGACUGCAAAACUGAGUAAUGAAGGUAUAUAGACUAACCAUACGCUUAGACCUUCGCGUGGCUUGGAUGACCAUGUAAAAUGGCAGGUUUUUCGCUCUCACUACAUCUAAGGCUGCAUGCAAAUGGCGCAACAACUCCCAACAUUGUUGCGCCAACAAUGUUGGGAGUUGUUGCGUGCGUGUUGGCAGUGGUGUGCAAACAGAUGCAACAACUCCCAACAAGUUUGGGACCUGCAGUGCAUCGUGAGAAGAAUACAACCCAUGGGUCUUUGUAAUCCAUGCGUAAUGAGCAUGCGUGGCCCCUACAUUGUUGGAAGAACUGUGCAAAGGGAUCCAACAUUGUUGCGCUACGCUUCGGUGAUCACAGAACAAAAGAAAUGUUGCGAGUUGUUGGCCGAAAAGUUUGACCGGUUUCAAACUUUGCGCAACAACACGCAACAACAUCCAAUAACAUGCAACAGGUUGUGCAAACGGACGCAACAUGUAACGAGGUGCCAAUCGGGAGGGGGAAACAUUAAUGUUAAAGGCCGGGGCGGGGGGGGGGGGUAUGUCAUACUGUAUCAGGUUCUUAUUUCAUACAGGAACAUCAUUCGUUCAUUUAGAAUGUUUGAUGGAAUAUUUAGGUUCCAUUUUGUAUAAACUUAUGGCACUAUAUUUAUACUUUUUCUUUUCAAGAAUUCUGCAGUAAGUCAUGAUUAUGUGGACAAUGAUCCAAUACCAGUUCCAAAGCAUGGCACAGUUUCAGGGUAUGUCUGCAUUUAUAUGGCUGUUUUAUAUGUAUUCUUUCGUAGACAAAGGGGUGCUUUUAAGGGUUUGAAACCCUCUGAUUAGGAAGAACAAGAAAACUAUCUUAAAGCGUUCAAUCAAGCUUGCUUAGAGGUUAGAUAAGAAAUGAGGAGGCGAUCAAUUCAUAAGGAGCCUGUUUGUGGUUAAUUUAUAAAGCAAUAGAAAACGUUUUUCCUGUAAUUGCAUAGCCUCAGAUAAAAACACUGAAGGGGUUGGGAGAAUUCUUGAUAUGACAGAUUCGAAGAAUUAGUUUGCUUCGUGCGGCCGUGAGAGAUUUAAGAUGUACUUUGUAGAAAAUUAAUGAAGAAAUUUCUUUUUCUACUCGAAGGGCCCGUUUCUCGAAAGUCCCGGGUCCAAAAUCAAAUGUUCAAAUCAAAUAAAUAAAAUGGCGCGGAUCCUAGCUUACAAGCAAUUUUAUUUUGUUUUGUUAAUCAAUAGUUUUAUUGUGUUAUCCGAAAAACUAUUGAAACAUUUAUCUGGAAUAAUAGCAACGACUUUCCGGGACCGUUAAUUACGGAGACUUUCGAGAAACGGGCCCGAGACCAUGUUCGAAAAUGUCGGUUUUCGAUCCCGGCGUUCACGCGUGCAUGGAAGCCGUAAACGUACACGUUUACUCGGAUUCGUGUGAAGAUAAUUUCUCCUGAAUUUUCCCUAGACAUGGUAACAACUGUGCUGGAGUUAUAGCCGGAGUGGCUAAUAACAGUUUGUGUGGCGUAGGAAUUGCAUACAACGCCCAAAUUGCAGGUACAUGUAGCUUGAUGUGAUUGCCUUCUUCACUGACAGUUUCACCAAAGAGGUCUAAGAGCUUUAAUGUACACUGAGACAGUUUAGAAGGGUAUGAGUGUUUGUUAGAAGAAUCUUUUAUUUUGUCAGGAAAGAUAUCUUACGUUUGGGAAAGUCAGAGAACACAGUCUCUUCUCUUAGUCGUUCCAAACAAAGACACGUAUAGCGUGCAUGCGCUAUUUUGGAUGGUUCGCUAUAACUGUAGCAGGAAUUGUCCCUUUGAACCCUUAUUUUAGACAGGUUCAUUGCUGCCGCGCGAGCGAGCCUGAAGUGAGCGAGCAAUAUGAUAAGGUAUUGUUGCUCUUUUAAUACACGAUACACGAUAUUCAACUAUAGUAAUAGUUGGCACUACAGUUGCCCCCGUUCUGUAUAUUCUCGGUCAAUAGUAUUCUUGCUCGUUGUGUAGCUCUUUGAAAUAUACCGAUUCAUAAUGAAGAUUUUAACACAUAUUCCAUACAAUAGGUGAGAUAAAUACAGGAAAUGCAAGGUUCCAUGCACAGUUUCAGCUCGAUUUACACAGCUUGGAUCAAAACAUUCUCAGUUUCGAUAUAUUUUAUUCUAAACCAUAAGAAAAUAUUUAAUUAGAAGUUGAAUUUUUCGCUUUUUCUCUUUCACUUUUUACAUUCAGUUCAUUUUAUUUGCCGGAAAGUAAGCCUUAGAAAUUAAAAGGACGUUUGACUGAUUCACGCUCGCGCAUUCUAGUCUUAUUUGAAACUUUAUAACGAAAGGACAUCUGUGAGCAGGGAAUAAGUCAGCACAGAAUUUGAUUGUCGGCGAAUUUCUGUAAUCGUUCAUCGUUCUGUUAGUGAUAAGCUAGCCGUUGUACACUCGUUUAGCUUGUUUAGGGCUGAGUCUUAUUCCGGUCAAAGAGAGAGAAAGAGUGUCUGGCAAAGUUUCCAAUAUAAAUCAAAGAUUUGUGAUUUGUCUGGUAAACUCCCCAAGUGUUUAUAUAUACACGAUUAAACGCACCUUAUAACCUCAUCUGCGCUUAACGAGUGUCUUUUGGUCCAUAAGUUUCAAAACAACUGCUCCACAGAAUGUCACUGCGUAACGCAAAAGAGUAUCGAAGUAUGACUGUUCAAUAAAUGUCACAAAAUCUACCUGAGCGGUCCCUUCGGGAUUUUCUGUCUUUACGUCAUCCUAACCAUUUCGUACUUGCGGGCGCAAACAAUAGAAACGUCAUCAUUACCUACCGAUUCCUCGCGGCCCCUGUUCAAGCAAAUCGAGAUUUUUUCUAUCACAUUGACUUCAUGACUGUAUAUUUCAACUGUAAGUACUUUCCUUAAUAUACGCGCGAGUUACUACAGUGCCUCCUCGGGAUUUCGCCUUCUGGGCGAAAUCCCUGCGGGGGCAAAAAAUAGAAAAAUAACAGUAGAUUCACCUAGCAUUCCGACAACUUUGGGUAAGUGCGUACCGCCCAUGGUCUUAAGCCCAGACACUAUUUAAGGAUGAGAAAAACGAACAUUUACACCCUAUUCAAGGGAGAAACAAAACUAAGAAAUUCAUGGUAACACACAAACCUUCAUUAAAUUGCCUCCCUACUACUCUAAGGGAUAGUUCAGUUUUAAAAGAUAGUUUGUUGCUCUCCUACUUGGGCGUUAGCACCUGAAUUUUGGUUGAUAUAAUAACGGUACCGUAUGUAAGGAUCACAACAGAAACACAUCGCUAUCAAGGGCAAAAACGAUACCCUAGUUAAGGGUGGAGAACCCUAUCGGGCAGGACAUGCCUAUCUAUUUCACAUAUGGGAGUACCCCCGAAGGGGGGACAUGACAUGUGUCGAAGUAUGGAAUCACCUAAUGAACGGGUUUCCAAGUCCCUACUAAAAUAGUGGUUGGAAAUGAGGGACGUAGGUUGUGUGAGAGGAGAGAUUUUAUAACCGUAAAUUGAAAAUAAAAUUAAAGUAUUGCUCAAACAUUAGUGGUUAGAUGUCGAGUUUGAGGUUAGAACCAGCAUCGCUAUUGAGAGACCAGCAAACUGUUAUGCAAUCACGUCAAUCUCAAUUAUACAGUGCCAAAAUAAGAUACAAAUGAUUGAAGGCCGGUUAUUCUUCACAUUGUUUGUGCACCUUUCUUAUUCUCCAGGUAUUCGCCUUUUUGAUGACCAAGUCCGGUCUACCGAUGCAGGACGAGCAUCUGCCCUGUCCCAUGAACUGGACAAAAUUGACAUAUAUUCAAACAGUUGGGGACCUGGGGACAACGCUGUGGAAGUUGAGGGCCCUGAAACCCUUACGGAAAGAGCUAUCGAGCUUGGUAUAAAGCAGGUGAUACAUAGAUUUAGCCAAGGCCAAAAGCAGAGCUCUCGAGGGAUACUUUAUAAAAUGUCUUUCUCAAUUCAUUCAACUUUUGCCGUUUACUGAAAGCAAACUGAAUUCCGCGCGCGCGUGGAGCUCCGCUGUGAACAAUAUAAUGCAAUCAGCCAAAUUCAGCCGAACGGCUAUGUUAUGUCUACUGACCUGAACAAGCUAACUGGGACAGGGUUUUAUUUUCAGCCAGCAAAAUCCUACCAGGUUUUUGCAAAGCAAUGGUUGGUGGGUAGCUAACCGGGCAGCUGGGCUCCUAUUGCUCAUGGGUGCGUAAAGGGUCACGUCAUCCGUUGGAUGUUUUCAGUCACUAGCACUAAAAGUCAUUGUGCAACUGAAAUAGAUUAUGCCUUGUUUGUAUUUCAGGGUCGUAGGGGCAAGGGUGCUAUCUACACCUUUGCAACUGGAAAUGGCGGCUUAAUUGGUGACAGCUGUGCCUAUAAUGGUUAUGUCAAUAGUAUUUUUACUAUUGCAAUCAGUGGUGUGAACCUGGAUGACUCAAGACCGGUUUAUGCGGAAGCCUGUGCCAGUAUAAUGGCGUCUGCUUACAGCAGGGACCCAUUCAAAGGAGUAGGGAAAGUUGUAAGUGAAGUAGUCAAAUUACUUGGAUAUGGUUUGCUGUUUGCACUUCUACCUCAAAAGCGGAGCCUCGUCAUAAGAGCACCCUUUUAAAGAUAUUCAGUACAACCAUGUGUUUUUCGGGACAAAAGUCUUUCCCUAUUCUACAACUUCGUUAAUAUGACAACGAACAGCUUUUUGAGCCCCCGUGUUCACAAUUUUUACGUCUGUUACUGUUGGUUCGACCAGUCGAAUGCCCGGUAGGAGUGGUUCGCUGAAGUGAGAAAAGCAAUUCAAUCAAUGCGACAAACCGUGACGGUUUUUGUCGAAAGUUGUUGAAAGCAUUCAAGUGAUGCGUGAUAUCUUGCAGACUGAUAGUGCAAUAAAAACAUUUUUUACGGUAUCUUGUUGUCUAUAAGGUAUAGGGAUAUGACUUUAACCCAACAAUAUGACAAGCGAUGGUUGUACUGGCGUGAUUCCACUAGGCCUUUCUUUCUUUUCUACUGGCAUUUGUAAGUUGUAAAUAGGACGUGUGAGCAGGUAUGCUCACCAAUCCUUAAUUUCCGAUUCCGCGACUCGGCUGAGAACCGUUAUCGACCAUUCCUUCAACCCCUGUACAUUCCAUAGUUGAAGCUGUCUAGUUUCAACCCCAGGUAGAGCACUUCCACACCUUAUAACUAGCUAUAACUGGUGUCAUGACGAGCGAGCAGACCACACUGGACAUAAUUACACGUAAGGAAAUGCAAUGAGCCUUAUAAUAUAUGGGCCAGGGGCUUGUUUUUAGAAAGUCCUGUUGCGUUUGCCGUACUUACAUUCAAGUUCAAAGUUUUAAUAAUUUUGACAAUGAUACAAUGAAACUAUUUGUUAACAACAACAGGUCUAGAUUUUAAAAUUUGCCUUUGGGCCCGAAAACUUUCCGGACCUUUCGAGAAACAGGCCCCCAGGCCCGUAAGGGCACUCCAGGGAGGUCUGGGUAGAGUGUCCUUUCAAAAUCUCUGAUCCUUACCACAAAAGUAGAUCGUUCAUCGCCAACCUUCAUAAACAGUUCAAUUGCAUACCUUGUUUAAGACUCGACCCCGAAAACCAUAACUUUUUCAGCGGCACAUACCCGUUUAGGCCCUUUAAGGGAAUACCCCACCCCCACCCCCACCCCCUCAACCCCCUUAGACCUUUUCUUUUUUGUGGAGAUUAGCAUCAUGUUAUUACUCAGGGAACAGUCUAGACAUAUUUUUGUUAGCUAAAUUACUAUCCUAUUCCUCAGAUUACAGCUGAUCAGAAAUCAGGAUGCACUGAAAAUUUCGGAGCAACAUCAGCGGCUACAGCGAUGGCUUCAGGUCUUAUUGCAUUGACACUAGAAGCAAAGUAAGUCUUAAUGCUUUUAAUGUUGUUUGAUCUUCUGUCGUGUAACAUUAUAGGCUCAUAGUAAGAAAAGUGGAUCUACAAGGACCCCCGGGGUUACCCCUAUAGUGGCCUAUGCUCCGCCUGAAAGGAGUAACUUUUUGAGGUUUUAAGUUAGGUAUAUUAAAGGGUAGGGAUUUAACUAGUCGACUUACAAAAAAGUAGGGAAAUCUGUCAUUUCGGUCUGUAAAAAGGUCCGAAAAGGCUUACAGAUACAUUUUAUGGCUGUGAAAAAGUCGAGAACACGUAUGGUUUUUAAGAUUUAUUCAUGUUUUAAGCUGGCUGAACACAGUUUUGCAGUUUGUGGGUACAUGUCAUUUGCCAAAUCAUGGCAAGAGAAUGGGUGCAGUUCACAAGCUGAAACUUGGCAAGUGAAAAAUAUACUGAUGAAAGAUUUUGAUUGACAGGUAAAAUGUGACGUUUUCGUAGUUUCCAUGGCAACAUGAACGAUUGAAUACAACCUUAAAAUUUCACUUUUGCUCAGUAUACAGAAAAUUGGCUCGUUAGAUUUUCCUAUAAACUUGCACACAGUUUACUAUAAAUAAUCAUUACCAUUUGAAACUUAUUUGAUUAAACUUUAACCGACGGCUUUUUAGAUAAUCAAUAAUAUAAUUGUACUGUAAUUAUUAAAUGUGUCACAAAAUUCGUCUGUUCAACUUCCAUUUUAAAGUUCUCAUUAUUUAAAAUACGAUAAAAGUAAAAAUUCUGCCAAGUAUCACAAAAUGUUAAUGAGUAGAUUUUGAGAAAUCGUUUUCUGUGUACCCUUGCUUUUCUGCGGCCAUGUUUGUUUGUCUAAUUUAACACACGCGCCGUCACGCGAGUUACCGCUGACCCCCCGCAAAACUGUGUUCAGCCACCUUAAAGACAGUGUCAGCAGUUAAGAGUGAUGCAAAGGCCUAAACUACGUAUCUGAAAGAGGUACCAUUUGUCAAUAGAGAGUAGUCAAAAAUGGUUUAUAAAAGGGUACUACGAGGUUGGACUCUAGCGGAGCCUUCCCGCAAAAAACUUUGUCGAGUACCUACCCCCGGCCAGGACCCACUCUUCCAUUAGACUGACGGUGCCCUUGUGUACUCCUGAACAUAAAAAUGUGGUGUGUAAGAUUUAAAUGACCCUGGCGUAGGUUGUAAGUGUAGGCUAUUGCUGCGGUAGGUUUAUUUAUCAUUGCAUUUUUGUUUUUUAAGAGGCCCACAAUCUUAUCAGUUGUUGUUAUUACUGUCACCUGUCACCCUCGUGAAAUUAAGUCUCUUACUAACUUACUUACUUACUUACUUACUUGCUUCGUUACUUAACAAGACGCUGUUGGAGCGUAUAUGUAGGCGUCGCCGUACGAGGCGUAUGUGCAGUUUUUUAAGUACAUAGGGAUGUGUGAGUAGUGCGGUAGCGUUGUAUAUUUUAUGGGUUGGUUGAGAUGUGUGAAGUGGAAGGCGUGGAGUUAUAUUUGACGUGGAUUGUAAGAUAAUAGCUCUAGUUUGUUAAUCAGUGGAACUGGUUUCUCAUAGAACUUGAUAGGAAGUAACAAAAUUUUUUUGGAAGGUAAAAGUGAUUUUUGUGAGGUAGUUGUGGAAGUCUGGGAGUGCUAAUUCGGUUAUGAAGGGAUAGUGUAUAGUUACAAUCUGCUGAAAUGAAGUGGUGGUUGUGAGAAAAAAAAAAACGCUUUUUUUGAGUGUCAAAGUUAUCCAUGGCAGUUUUGUGCAGUGCACUACUUACUUCUUUACCUACCUACUUACUUACUUACUUACUUACUUGCUACCUGUCUACCUGCCUGAUUGCGCCUUACUAAGUUACUUACUUGCUAUUUAAACUAUUGUGUUUGAUUUUUAAGCCCCUCCCUUACAUGGCGUGACGUACAACACAUUAUAGUAAGAAGUGCGAGACACGCACCAAAAGGAAAUCCGCUCACCGGUGGAUUCUGGGUAAAGAACAAGGCUGGUUUAUGGUUCAGUAGAUAUUUUGGCUUUGGCCUUAUGGAUGGUGGCAUGAUGGUGCACUUGGCAAAACAAUGGAAUACAGUGCCUUCACAACUGAGAUGUGAGAUUAAGGGCAGGGAUGAAAACAGGUUUGAACCUUUUUUUUUAUUUUGUUCGUUGUUGUUGCUGAUGAUCAAUAACUACAGAAAAAUAUCUCUCUAACGAAUCUUUUUUUUGUUAAGUUCUCUAGGACCCAUAAAAUGUCUGCCUUUUUCACGAGAAUCGGUACUCAAAUUUGGAGCUCUAUUCCUUAUUCAAUUAUAACACUCAAGCGAUCGUUUUCGGGAAAAAGAUAAAGGAUUUCUUGCGGUCAGGAGACGGUCAUGGUGGAAGUCCCCCACCCUAUAAAGUUGUUUUACACAUUAUCUUAGUCUCUCAUCGUUAUUUACUCACUUUUUGACGUUAGUUUAUGCUAUUUAGUGUAUUGUAAAGUCUUCAUCGUUGUUUAGUCCAUCUACUCGGUAACCUUGUAUUGUAACUAUGUCUUUUCUCUCCCCGCCUCUAGUAGUUCGUACUUUAAUAUAGGCUAUUUGCGGGUGGGAAAAUAUGGUAAAUCAGUUUUAGUAUAAUUACAUUGAUGAUUAUAGAAAAUAGAGCGCUAUGAUUGGCAAGGAGCUUCGCUUCAUCUCGCUAUAAUCAUCGCGCGGUGAUUAUAACAUUGAAGGCCAGCAGUUUUCAAAAUGGCAGCCAGAUAAGUUGAUGUUUCGGAGUCGGAAAUUGGUCAAUAAUGUUAUUUUCUCGAAUAAUCAUCAAUGUAAUUAUACGAAAACAGUCGCUCAGGCGACGUGAAUAGUGAAUAUUCAGGUCGCCUUCGGCGACUAAUUGUUAAAUAGUGUUAAAAUUUAUUUAAAUAAUAUUUGUUGUUGGUAUUGCUGCUGUUGAGGGGGCUCUUUUGUUCUUGCUGUUGUCAAUUCUCGUGUUGAAAGCUUUAACAAUUCAGACAGCAAACACGGAAAAAAGGACUACAAACAGAGCACAAAUGUCGAAUAGGCAGUGCCGUAAAAGCAAGAUUGCAGUACUUAUUGCGUAGGUUAUAGCUGGCUAAGUGACAUUUCGAGCCGCCCAUUUUGUGUUACCUAUUCGGUUUUCCACGGUUGGAUUACCUUGAUUCUCUCUUUAACAUAUUUUGUUUGGAUAAUGAAAUUAAAUUUUUCUAGCUAGUACUCAUAAGAACGUAAGUUUUAAAGGCAAAUAAUUUUAAAUCACCGCUUUUGCUCAUUCACAAACAACAACACUAACCGACUUUUGAAAUCGCAAACGAUUCCCCCCAGGUUAGAGGAAAACGUCGUAAAAAAUAAACCGCUCGCUCCCAAAACCAAUCAUAUUGCAGGAUUUUGAGAAUUCCUUCCGCUCGUAAACUGAGAAUAAAAUAAAAUUACAGUAAUACCUAGCAGCAUUAUAUCGUUACUGUAUCCGACAGCGAUGGAAGAAUAACAACAAACUCCAAACUGUUGUUUGUUAGUAAAUUCAAUUUACCACCGCUAAAAAAAUCAAAGAUAAAUCCGUCAACUUUCUUCGCCCUUUCUAGUUGACUUUGUCCUUAAUCUCUUCUUUCAACUUUUUUCAAACCUAAUCAUUCUCACGGCUGGCAAACACGUCAUUGGUUGGUACUAAAAUGGACGCCAUAUUUUUAAUAGGAGUAAAAGAAUUAACCGUUAAAAAAAUUACUCGCCAGCCCCCAAAAUACCCUAAUGCUCUUUGACUCUUUCGCUCCCAGACCACGUGAUGAGAGAUUAUUUUCAUUUUGGAGGAAAUCCUAUGGCGCUACCUUUCGAAUGAAACACACCUUCACGUCAUAAGCAACAAACUUACUGAAUGGCUGAAAAAAGUGUUCACGUGGUCAUCGCUGCUGUUUGCCGCUGAACGUAAAUGUGCCGCUAAAUCUCUCUAACAACACUUUUUUACAGAGUGAUACCUUCAGAGGUUACGGAGACAGUCGGCAAUUACACAAUAAAAUUCCUGGAGCACGUUCAAGUGAGGGUAAAUCUAGUUUUUGAGCGUCGCGGAGACCUGUAUUUGGAGCUGAUUGCGCCUAGUGGAACCAUAUCUCCAUUGACUCGUCAGAGGAGAGUGGACAAUAUAUAUAGAGACACAAACCUGACAAACUGGUAUAUCACUACUUUAUUUAGUUGGGGAGAAAGUCCUGAAGGACAGUGGAAGCUCAGAAUUGAAAAUUUAGACCAAAAUUACAAAACAACCGGUGAGUGGGCAUUUGAAAUUUCAUGCUGUAGUGUAGUAACGGAAUAAAAUGACUUGUUAAGGUAAUAUUGUUUGUUUACGCUUAUGUAGUGCUAGGGACGACACAAAUGACACCACAAGGGUGCAAAUAAACAGCAUUAGCGGGAAACUGUCAAAGUGUUCAAUCUAGAAAUUAGUCAAAGUGGGUCAUAUGUCCCACAUGGCAUUUUAAAUUGGGUCAUUCCAAAAUGGUCUGGGUCAAACUAUGCUAUUCAAACGUUUAACAACUGACAUCACCCAAACACAGUUGUAUCACUGUGUUACUUGUUGGGCUUGAGGCAGUUGGCUCUUGGAGUUCUGGAUGUUGUCCCAUCGAACUGACUUCUCCAGCAUCUACUUCCUUAUCCAGCCCUUCUUCAUGCAUGAUUUUCAGUAUUUACACACAAGGUAACUUUCUUGGUGGUCAGUAUGACUCCUAGCCAGCAAAGUAGGCGUAUUUUGCAGCACGAUCCAUUAUUUUCUCGGGAAUAACGUUAUCCUGCCAUCUUGGACGUUAAUACUACCAGAGAGUUGGGGCGAGUCAAUAAUUAACAGUUAAUGAAUGAGGCUGAGUAUCUUAUGAUGAAUUAUGGAGAUCGAGGAGGGUGUUAUCCGCCUCGGCCUACGGCCUCGACGGAUAACACCCUCCGAGACGAGAUCUCCAUAAUUUUUCAUAUGAUACGAAAGCCGAAUUCAAUAACUGUUUUAUUAUUCAUUCAAAAUAAUUCCUAGUUUAAAACAUAGCUAAAACAUGCGUACCUCCAUCGAUCCAUCGAUGUUCAGUUCAUCUUCGAUAGUGUACGUUUAGGUUUGUCCAGCUCUGCAAAUGUUCUCCAAAUAGCAGAUGUCACCCUUCGAGUUGUCUUCUUGCUGUUCUUGCCAUGUUUUUAGCUAUUUUUUCGCCUACUUCUUACUACUUCUUCCAAAAUAUCCGGAUACGUGUGGACGGGGCCUAAAACUAAUCAAUCUUGGAAAAUUGUCGACAGUAAUAGCUACAUAUUUGUUCAGUUUGAACUUAGUCACAUACAAAAUUUCAAGAAACACCGUCUUGCAAAUGUCUCUACCCCUCUUUGCUGAUUAUAGAUGAAGUGUCUACAGUCUUGAUCAGUUGCUGAUGUGUCGCCCCUGAUGUUUAAUAGUACCCUUAAAGCUUUUUUCGAUUUUACUACAGCGUAGAAUUGUUUCAUUUUAAUAGCUGAACUGGGGAAAAAAAUUCAAGUCAACGUUGUGCUUUCAUUGUUGCACCAUUUCCUAAGAGCUGAAAAAAUGCUGCUAGUUUUGUCGCAAAUUGCAAAUUUUCGGGUUCCAGUUGUCGGUAUUAACGUCUUUUCGUUUUCGACCAUGUUUAUGUAAAAAGAACAAAAUGCAUGUACUCCACUAGCUGCAACGCUACUGUACGUAAAUUAUCGCUUUUCCAGCGUAAGCAAAGUAACGUGAUUGGUUGGAAUUCAUAGAAUGAACCAAUCAGGUAAAGCGCCGAUAAUGCAUUAUAAUGCACAUUUACCAAGGUUAACUGCGUCAGUUUAAGAGAAAAGUGCUAUCAAUAUAAUUCCUGCUGUGUAAAAACUACAAAGAAAGAAAGACUGACAAUAAUGCUUUUAAAAAGAUAAAAGAAGAAUAGUAGAAACUCUACAUCAAGAUUUGGCUGUCAACCCAAACUGGUAACGAUUUCAUUGGUAGAUCAGUAGCUCCGCCGUGGUAAAGGAAGAAACUAUAUCCGAUACAACGCCUAGAUAUUUAAAAGCAUUCGUGCUCUUAAUAGAUUGACCAUGGACAUUUGGAUCGAAAGUGUCACUGUUCUGCGAGGCAAGACCUUGCCGCCUACCGAAAACCAUUCAUUUUUUCUUCUUUACGUUGCAUAUAAGCUUGUUAAGUUCUAGCUACUUUGAGAGAUUAACUAGUUCCAAAUUCAACGUCAACUUAAGUUUGGACAUAUUUUUUUGAAGUAAAGUAGAUCACUUUGUCGUCAGCAUACAUCAUUGCGCUGGAAAACUGAAAUAGAAUGCAAGAUAGAAAAUCAUCAGUUUAUAGCGUAAAUAUAUAAUACCAGCCCCAAGAAAACUCCCCUGAAACACGCCACUUUGAAUGGUUACGGGAUUUGACAAUGCAUUUCCAUACUGACUGCCUGGGUUCUAUUGAAAGGAAGAUUAAGGUGUCAAGGCCAACGGCUCAACGUUGCCGCCCAAUAAAUAGACUAUUUUACAAAGUGUAAGUGAUACGUGAUCUUAUAACAGGGUUUUUGAAAGUCCCUGGUUGUGGCCUGGCUGGGGUUUGAAUCCGAGCCUGCCGUUCAUUCAAAAGCCUGGGGUCAAUGAACUGGAUAGACUGCGUACCAAUCAUUUCCGUUUCCUUUUACCCAAGCAAGAGAGGCACGGAAGACGCACUGCCAGUGCGUGAGGUGAAAGGAGCACUAGCGGCUCUUCCGCGCUUCCCUCGCUUGGUGCGGCAUGGCGCAUAAUGAAAACGAAAACGACUACUACGCAGGCUACUAACCUCUCUAACCGAGCGGCGGCUACCUCAGUUAACUAGAUUAUAUAGCGAGUUGAAGUCUCCAUAUUUCGAAAUUUCUGGGGAAAUUGAAUUUUAGCUCGAAUAAUCCAGAAACUCGAAUGGAAGGUGUGAACAAACCGCAGUGGAGUGGAGAAACAUGCUUACUAGUUACUUCCACGCUGCUGUCAGUAACUUGGCCAGAAUUGUACAGACGGUAUUUUUAGGGUUUUUUCUUCAUUAUAUAAUCAAGAGGUUCCUUUCCAGAAGAAUUUCGCUUUCGUUAAAACCAGUUACCUAAAUCUUGAUUUAAGUGGAUAAUGAAACUCUUGUUUAUGAAUAGGAAUUUCUCCCAGUGACCUCAUUUAAUAUUUUUCUGACUACCUUCUUAUUUUUAAUUGUCCGUUUAAGGUAUUCUUUACAGUUGGUCGCUGAUUCUGUACGGAACAGAGAAGGAUCCCCUAUCAAAGAACCUACAUGUUCCGACAAUUUCUAUGAUUGUUCACCCUGCAACAUAUUCAAGCCACACUUUGCCUGCUACAACAACACAGCCAUCUUCAAAACCUGGUAGG